Messenger RNA from Aspergillus calidoustus, 1686 nucleotides. NCBI's taxonomy places the organism in Eukaryota, Fungi, Ascomycota, Eurotiomycetes, Eurotiales, Aspergillaceae. The record is from the annotation of a GenBank genome assembly.
GGAAAUGUACCUGCUGCCCCUGGGCCCACCGUGCGGAGGAAGACACCUCUACAUACCCACCGAGGUCUGUAAUCCUUAGCAGCCGCCUCAUCAUAAGAGUCUAUCAAGAACCGCUGAAAAAAAAAAAAGCAACGUACUUUCAAGGAAAUCAUUCCAGCGCAUCUCUGCACACGCUUCACUCCCUCGUAUCAGCCAAAGUUGAAUUUUAAUCUCAUAUCUUCCAAACACUCCUACAGUGCUGCGGCUGCGGUUAUCCAACGUCUUGCUUUGGGAGAUAGAUGGUGAACGGUGAGAAUUAAGGUGGCCAGUCACUCGCACAAUUUGCCCAGUCGCAUUCACAUUUGGAUCAAUGACAGCUUGAUGAUUAAUCAACGUUCGCAAGCGCUCUCGUCGGAUGAGCAUAAACCCAGGCAGGACUGUCUCUAUAGGGAUCCAAAAAACCAACAGAAAGUAUCUCGGCGUUCGAGUAUGGUUGCACGGGGUAGAGGCCACCUUCAGUGGGUAAGGCAUUUGUCCAAAGAACAAUGCCGGCUAUCGCCCGAUAGCGAUGACCAUCCUUCCAAUAUUUUCGAGCCGUGGAGAGCAGUUAGCAGACAAUUGCCGGACACUGCCACCUACGAGGAGGCAAUGGAACAGCCCUCUUCACGGAUACACUUAUCACGCAGUGAAGACCGCUUGAAGGCCUGUGACUGUCCGUCUCCGGAGCAAGGACCCCUUUGUGUGGCCCCGUCAGUCGUCACAACAAUCACUGGUGGUGACAUUGCCAUCCCAGCUCAGAAGACCAGCCUGCUCAGCAGAAUUAUGAAAUGGGCAAAUUGGUUAGAGAAGCAGGCUAUCAUACACGACUCUCAUACAUCAUCAAGUGGCCUGCAUCUGAUAAUGGGCGCCGGGGACCGUCCCACCACAUCACCAAACCGAAACGGAACCAUCGUCACUAUUCAUUCCUCCUCUACAAUAGUGGCCGAAGACGAACUACUUCCCGGCACUAUUGGCAAAAUAAUUUCUCGAAGAUCCACUCAUUCGCUACUAUCCACUCAUUCGUUACUGUCCGAUACUGGCUCGUUCUCAGUACCUCCCUCUGUGUGCUCAUCUGAGCGAGGAAACCGAAAUCGUAUCGAAGUACUAGAAACGAAGAGAUAUUCCCUGAUUUGCCGAAGGGAAUCUAUAGAGAAAGCCAUCUACGAUUUAAUGUGGCCUUCGGGGCCAUGCCCUGGCCCUUAUGACAUGAACGCGAGAGAAGAGGUAAAGAAGACUACCGCCAGACUUAGCUCCGAGCUGGCUGAUAUCAGGAGAGAGGAGCAUAAUGUCGGCUUGAAGCUGUUCCGAGCGUUGAAGAGCCGGGACGAAGCAGAUUAUUGUGGUAGUGGAAGCACAAGCCUGUGGGUUAGUCGAGUCACUCGUUAAACUCAUCUCUCUGAUAUACACCAUCGGCCAUUCUGUUUGCUGUCUUGCUAUGUCCACCAAAUAUUUGCUUAGUCAACAUUCGAUCUUUAGUUAUUUCUUUCCUUUUAGUAUAAUUGCAGUAACGACACUCCAUCAGUACCGACCUAUACUAGUAUUUGAUUUCUUUGCGGUCAGCUUUUGGCAAGAAUAGUAUGAGAUAUUAAAGCAUCUAGGAACCAUUAUAUAUAUAUUAAUGGGAACAACUGCUUAAAAUUCUCUAAUCAUGGGAGCCACGAACCGGAU